CUAUCUGCCACGGCCCAUCCCUCUACAGGAAAGUUCCUCCGGAUCCCCAAAGAAAACGCUCUGUUUACAAUCAAACUCCUUAUUAAAUUUAUAUACCUUGCCGAUUGGUUGUUUGUGAAAGAAAGAAGAGGAAGACUGAGAAAAAAUGCGAAGUUUUUGACCUCACUGCAGCUGAUCUUAUUGAAGUUUGGAAAUUAAAAAACGAUGCGUUCCACUGCAGAGGGACCACCAUGCCCGCCUGGGGUAGUAGAGACAAGCAGCAGCAACAACAACAAUAACAACAACAACAACCAGAUGAGUAGCAGAGAAAACAAUGGAAAUUCAGGCUCCCAGUAUGCUCUAUGUGCAUUGGGGGUUGGACUCAUUGCCCUUGGAGUAGUGAUGAUUGUCUGGAGCAUAGUGCCUGCUAACACAACUUUUAAUAGCAGCAGCAGUGGUAAUUCAGGGGGGAAUGGUGGCAUGGAGAGCAAAAGACAUAAAGCGUCCUCUGUGGCCUUUGUGCUGGCCGGCUCCGGGGUAGCUAUGCUGCUGCUGUCUCUGUGUCUUGCAAUGAGGAACAAACAACAAGAGAGACUGAGACACCAGGAGGUCCUAAACCGGAGAGAAGCAGAGAGGGAGCAGGAGACAGAAACGGCUGAGGAGCAGGCCCAGCGCUAUGCAGUACCCAGCUAUGAGGAGGUAAUAUGCAGCGGGCAGUACCCUGUUCGCCAGAGCAACCUUCGUCCAAGUGUCUCCCAGCUGCCAUCCUAUGACGAGCUGGUCCAAAGUGACAGCAUCCAAUACGAGAACGAGGGCGCCGAGGUCAACACUACCAUACCACAGCCUGCCCUAGCCUGUAUAGCUCCCUGCGCCACGGUUUCCACAUCAAGUCACAGAUCAGGAAGAAACAACCGCAAUUUCCUCCCCAUCAAAAUACGAAGGAUUAAGUCAGAAAAACUACCCAUGAAAAACACUGGUAGCUCCCAACCUACCGAUGGAAUCAGUAUUGAACCUCUUACCCCUCCACCACAGUAUGAAGACAAGGUGCCUCCACUUUAAGAUUUAUAGCUUAAAACUUUUGACAGAAUUUCCUGGUAGCUUCCAUGUCCAGUGUUUGUGGAUCUGGAUGUGCUUUGCUCGGCCUAAAAUUGAAUGUGGCUUCUUGCUUUUGGGUGAAGCAUAUUAUUUGCUGAAGUUUGUCAUCAUGGCUCAUGAUGGUAAAUUACCCUACAGAGAAGCCUGUCGUUUAUGGGCCUUACUGGAUCAUACCAUGCAGAGACAAAGUUAUGUCAAGCUGUGUUGUUUUAAACUCUAAAUCCAGCGUUCUAUGUUAUGAAGUCGCACUCCUCUCCGUGUUGAUUUAAGAGGUGAAUUGAUGGUAGGUAAUAGUGCAGUUAAUGAGACAUUAGAGAGGGCUAUCUUUGAGGAGUUAAUCGGUAAGUGCCAUUUAAAUACUUGUGAUUAUUGAAUCUAACUUUUUUAUAUCUGUGGUAUUUCAUUAAUGAAAAUGGUUGAAUUUUAAAAGAAUGUAAUCAUUCUGCUCAUGCUGAAGGCUAGCAGUCUCGUGGAGCUGUUAUGUCGUAG
Molecule: messenger RNA, 1563 nt
Organism: Cyprinodon variegatus (sheepshead minnow)
Lineage: Eukaryota; Metazoa; Chordata; Actinopteri; Cyprinodontiformes; Cyprinodontidae
Gene: tmem51a
Product: transmembrane protein 51-like
Exons: 3
Coding region: 205-1038 (277 amino acids)
Source: RefSeq, a predicted model, not a curated record